GGUGUAUUCAUAGCUUGCACUACCGGUGUCUGCAGAGCUGGGACAGAGGGACAGCAAAUGGCUGUGGGGAGGAACUGUGGAAGGCUGAGGGACAAGAGCGCCCCGGUUGUUGUUUUGUCUUUGGUCCUGGUUUUUUUUUUUUUUUUCAGGCACUCUUGGGGAUGUUUCCAAAGGCUUCCUGAACGUGAAUGAUCAGGCUGAGGUGAACAACUACUGGGCCCUGAACCUGACCUCCAUGCUCUGCUUGACCUCCGGCACCUUGAAUGCCUUUCUGGAUAUCCCAGGCCUGAGCAAGACUGUGGUUAACAUCUCAUCCCUGUGUGCCCUGCAGCCCUUCAAGGGCUGGGGUCUGUACUGUGCAGGGAAGGCUGCCCGAGACAUGUUAUACCAGGUCCUGGCUGUUGAGGAACCCAGUGUGAGGGUGCUGAGCUAUGCCCCAGGUCCCCUGGACACCGACAUGCAGCAGUUGGCUCGGGAAACCUCCAUGGACCCGGAGUUAAGGAGCAGACUGCAGAAGCUGAAGUCGGAAGGGGAGCUGGUGGAUUGUGGGACUUCAGCCCAGAAACUGCUGAACUUGCUGCAAAAGGACAGCUUCCAGUCCGGAGCCCACGUGGACUUCUACGACAGUUAAGCCCGUGUCCUGUCACGGUGCCCUCCCCCCCCCCCAGCCC
Molecule: messenger RNA, 671 nt
Organism: Apodemus sylvaticus (European woodmouse)
Lineage: Eukaryota; Metazoa; Chordata; Mammalia; Rodentia; Muridae
Product: sepiapterin reductase-like
Exons: 2
Coding region: 236-631 (131 amino acids)
Biological process (GO): tetrahydrobiopterin biosynthetic process
Molecular function (GO): sepiapterin reductase (NADP+) activity
Source: RefSeq, a predicted model, not a curated record